Molecule: messenger RNA, 4363 nt
Organism: Nomascus leucogenys (northern white-cheeked gibbon)
Lineage: Eukaryota; Metazoa; Chordata; Mammalia; Primates; Hylobatidae
Gene: MXI1
Product: MAX interactor 1, dimerization protein
Biological process (GO): regulation of transcription by RNA polymerase II
Molecular function (GO): DNA-binding transcription factor activity, RNA polymerase II-specific; protein dimerization activity; RNA polymerase II cis-regulatory region sequence-specific DNA binding
Source: RefSeq, a predicted model, not a curated record
CCCAAAGUGCUGGGAUUACAGGCGUGAGCCACCAUGCCCGGCCAGUGGUAGUCUUUUAAUGUGGUCUCUGCUCUCUUUAGCUAACUCCCUUUUUAGCUACAGAGGAGAGCAUAAGAGAAAACAUCAUCAUCGCUUCUAUUUACUGAGUGCCUAGUAUAUACUAAGUGCUGGAAUUAUUGCAUUUAAUCUUCGCAAAAAGCCCUACUGAAUACACGAACCUCGUGAGCAGGUCUGCAUCUGUUUCUCUCUUACUAUGCAGACUAAGUCUAGUACAGUGCCUGGCACAUGGCACGCCCUCAAGGCCGUGGAUAUGAUCAUAUCCAUUUUAUAACAUAAGGAAAAUGAGGCUGGAAGAGUUCACACAGUCAGUGUAAGUAGCAGAGUCAGGAUUUGAACCAAACUGUUCAGCACCAGGGAGAAUUUUCUGGCGUCUAAAAGCACUAGUGAGGGACUGAGGGAGGAGAAAGUUUUAAAAAGUAAGAUUAAAGAAAAAAGUAACUACUUGUCUGUGUGGAAGCUGAGGUGGAAGAAGGGCUUCACGGAAACCCUCUCUGAUGAAAUCAUCCCUCGUUUUUGAACAGCAAUUUUAGCUUUUCCAGUUUCUGUGUGCGCUGUUGGUGCAGGUGUGUUACUCUUCUCAUUUUGCAGAUGAGGAAACUGAGGCACAUAGGUUACAUGAGAAAGUAGGAGAUAGAGGACUGGAACAUGAUACUUUGAAUAAAGAAUGUCUCAGCCCCUGGGCAACUGCAGGGAGUCGCUGAGAAACAAGUUUCCCCGGGAGUAGACUCCUAGCUCGCUCAGAUCCUUCCCAUUCCACAUCGUGUCUGGAGCGGGGAAAAAAAAAUUCUUCCCUUCCAGAAGCAAAGUCCCGCAACUUCUUAGUCUUCCCUAGAGACAGGAAAGGAAACCCACCGGGACUACACCUUCCGACGACCUUUGCAAAUCGUGCGGAACGCAGGCGCCCUGAAACGGCGUGCGCACUACGAUUCCCGGCAGCCUCGGACGGGUGCGGGACUACAUUUCCCAGGGGGCAGAGGCAGGGGCGGGAGGGGGCGGGCCGCGGCGCUGCUCCCGCCCCUCCCCCGUGCUCGCGGGGAGAGGUAAACAAACCACGCGCGGGCUGCCGGCGGCACGGCGGGCGCGGCUGGCGCGGCUGGGGCGGCUGGGGCGGCGGAGAGCGCGCCGAGCCGCGGCCGGGCUGGCCCGCCCGCCCGUCGCACAUGUUCCGGGACGGCGCCUGGUCGUAGCCGCCUGCGGCGCCUCCUGUCGGCCCGGGAAGGGAGUGCGGAGAGGCGCCGGUCGCCACCCGCGGUGCCCAUGGAGCGGGUGAGGAUGAUCAACGUGCAGCGUCUGCUGGAGGCUGCCGAGUUUUUGGAGCGCCGGGAGCGAGAGUGUGAACAUGGCUACGCCUCUUCGUUCCCGUCCAUGCCGAGCCCCCGACUACAGCAUUCAAAGCCCCCACGGAGGUUGAGCCGGGCACAGAAACACAGCAGCGGGAGCAGCAACACCAGCACUGCCAACAGAUCUACACACAAUGAGCUGGAAAAGAAUCGACGAGCUCAUCUGCGCCUUUGUUUAGAACGCUUGAAAGUUCUGAUUCCACUAGGACCAGACUGCACCAGGCACACAACACUUGGUUUGCUCAACAAAGCCAAAGCACACAUCAAGAAACUUGAAGAAGCUGAAAGAAAAAGCCAGCACCAGCUCGAGAAUUUGGAACGAGAACAGAGAUUUUUAAAGUGGCGACUGGAACAGCUGCAGGGUCCUCAGGAGAUGGAACGAAUACGAAUGGACAGCAUUGGAUCAACUAUUUCUUCAGAUCGUUCUGAUUCAGAGCGAGAGGAGAUUGAAGUGGAUGUUGAAAGCACAGAGUUCUCCCAUGGAGAAGUGGACAAUAUAAGUACCACCAGCAUCAGUGACAUUGAUGACCACAGCAGCCUGCCGAGUAUUGGGAGUGACGAGGGUUACUCCAGUGCCAGUGUCAAACUUUCAUUCACUUCAUAGAACCCAGCAUGACAUAACAGUGCAGGGCAAAAUAUUCACUGGGCCAAUUCAAUACAAACAAUCUCUUAAAUUGGGUUCAUGAUGCAGUCUCCUCUUUAAAACUAAACAAAACAAAACUAUACUUGAACAAAAGGGUCAGAGGACCUGUAUUUAAGCAAAUACUUAGCAAAAAGUGGGGCGGAGCCUCCCAAGGAGAACAAAUAUUCAGAAUAUUCAUAUUGGAAAAAUCACAAUUUUUAAUGGCAGCAGAAAACUUGUGUAAAAUUUUCUUGAUUUGAGUUGAUUGAAAAGAGGACAUUGGAGAUGCCAUCCUCUUUCUCUUUUCUAGUUUGCUCAUACUACAUUGAGUAGACACAUUUAAGGAUGGGGUUAUGAACCCUUCCUGAGCUUUAUGGUCCUAAAAGCAAAAUAAAAACUAUUCAAAUGAAAAGACAAGAAAAUCAGGUAUUAAUCUUGGACAGCUAAUGAGCUAUUAAAACUCAGCCUGGGACAGUUUAUCAUGAAGCCUGUGGAUGAUCAAUCCUUUAUUAUUAUUAUUAUUUUUUUAAAAAGCUCAUUUCAUGCUCUGCAAAAGGAGAGACUCCCAUGAAGCCUUUUGAAAGGGAUCAUCAUGCAGCUCAGCUUUCUGUUGGAUUCCAUGCUAAGCAAGCUAACCUUAUCCUGCAUUGUUAGCACUAGGGCACCCAACUGCCAGCUCUCCAUCCUGAUGCCCUUAGGCCACAUGGGAGCAGUCCAUGCAUGACAGCCUCUAUCCUACAAGGCCUAUGAGUAUGGAUUGGGGGGCCAGAAGGAAAAAGCUCCACGUGCCUCUGCGUCUGCGUGGGUCAGAAGAGUUGUGCACGCAGAUUAGCAGGCCAAGGUCUGAGCCACAGCAGCAUUUUUAUUUCAGAUUUUGAUAACUGUUUAUAUGUGUUGAAAACCAAAAUGACAUCUUUUUAAAGCUUAUCCAUAAAAAAAACAUAGAUGUCUUUUAUAGUGGAAAAACACAUGGGGAAAAAAAUCAUCUAUUUUGAUGCAGCAUUUGAUAAUGAUAAAACACCUCACACCUCACUCUUUAUAGUGCACAAAAUGAAUGAGGUCUGGGCUAGGUAGAAGAAGGGUCAAUGCUAUUUUUGUUCUUAGAAUCAUUACCUUUUACCAGCUUUUAACCAUCUGAUAUCUAUAGUAGACACACUAUCAUAGUUAACAUAGUUAAGUUCAGCACUUGUCUCAUUUUAAUGUAAAGAUUUGCUUCCAUUUUCCUACAGGCAGUCUCUCUCUUCCUCACAGUCCCACUGUGCAGGUGCUAUUGUUACUCUUACGAAUAUUUUCAGUAAUGUUAUUUUCUUCUAAGUGAAAUUUCUAGCCUGCACUUUGAUGUCAUGUGUUCCCUUUGUCUUUCAAACUCCAAGGUUCCCCUGUGGCCCUCUCCCUUACCCUGGGAAGGCCUCUUGGAGACCUUACCCCUGGCUGUUUGGACUUUGUAUACUUUAAAUAAUUUAACUACCCUUAAUUACUUAAAAAAAAAAAAAAAAGCUUUAUGAUUUUCAUAACUUAUUGCUGAUUUUAAUGGAUUGUUAAUUUCAGUCCUGUAGUUUUAUUUUAUGUUUAGAUAGGGCUGGGCAAGGAAAAAGAAAAUAAAGACAACCAUAUUUAGCAGUGCAGUUGAGUUGUGUGUUAAUGUUAGACUAUCCCUUUGUGAGUGACACUUUAACAGCAUUCACUGCUUCUAUAUAUAGUGUACCAUCUUGGUCAUACAUUACGCCUCAACAUAUACUUGUUCUUGUGCUCUUCCUUUGCCUCCAGAAGUUUUUCCUUGAUUGUGCUAUGUUUCAGUUGGAAGAAAUACUUUGAAAUAGACGUGAGUGAAAAACUGCAUGCCUUUAGAAGCCCAGUAUCAGAACUUGCUACGUUUCAGGUGCUAGGGACUUAAUGAAAAACAUGACAAAACAAUUCAUUUUUGUGGCCCAGGUAAAUUAUUUCUGGUUUCAUUUAUAAUUACUACUGGCUGAGUCAAGAUGUUGUCUCUAUGUUUGCUUACUCUUGAUCAAGUGUGAGACAGUUUGAAGACUGUGCUACCAUGGAAAGUGAAUGAAGCCAGUGACUAAGCUUCUGUUUUGUUAUUCUCACGGCCUUCGCUUGCAUUAUUUGGGCCGUCAUUCAGAUGAACUUGAGGUGCCGCCAUUUUGUUGUAUAUGUAUAGGAUUAUGGGCUGGAAAGCAUUUGUUAUAAACCUAUAGUGCACAUUUUAACUGCCCCCUAAAUUACCCUUCCCUGGGUUUGUUUUCCUUGGGGUGGUGUAGAUUGUAUGAUGAGUAAGAAGUAUUUUUUAAAAGACAAAUCAAUUUUGAAGACACAAAAGUUAAUUGGAAGAAAUAAA